AGGCUGUCUCCCUCCAUCAAACCCCAGAGUCCUGCCGCAGUCUACAGCUGUGUAACACUCCGUCCUCUCUUAGUGUCCUCUCCUGACCAGCAGACAAUCAUCAUGUAUGGAACUGGUUCUAUUGUCAGAUCAACCCGCAGCUACACAUCAAGUGCUGCUCCCCAGAAGGCGCACAGUGUGUCGAGUUACUCACCAUCAACCCGCAUCGCUUCUACCCAACGUUUUGUGACCUCUUCAAGCAUGGGUGGCAUGGGAAUGGGCCUGGGAAUGGGCCUGGGGAUGGGCGGCGGCGGUGGCUUUGACCUGUCCAGCGCCCUGGACCAGGGCACAGCAAACCUGAAUGAGAAGGCCACCAUGCAGAAUCUGAAUAACCGUCUGGCCACCUACCUGGAGAAGGUCCGUUCUCUGGAGGCAGCCAAUGCCAAACUGGAGAAGCAGAUCAGAGAGUACUAUGAGAAAAAAGGGCCUGCAGCUGAGAGGGACUACAGCAAAUACUGGGACAUCAUCAACAACCUGAGGGACAAGAUCCAUGCUGCAACCAUGGAAAAUGCCAACAUCCUGCUCCAGAUUGACAACUCCAAACUGGCUGCUGAUGACUUCAAAACCAAAUUUGAGCAUGAGCUGAUAAUGCGCCAGUCUGUUGAGGCUGACAUUGCCAACCUACGCCGCCUGCUCGACCAGACCACCCUGACAAAGGCUGACCUGGAGAUGCAGAUCGAAGGCCUGCAGGAUGAGCUGGCCUACCUCAAGAAGAAUCACGCAGAGGAGCUGGCAGCACUCCGUUCUCAGCUCACAGGCAAUGUCAACGUGGAGGUAGAUGCGGCACCUCAGCAAGACCUGAACAAAGUUCUGGAGGAGAUCCGUGCACAGUAUGAAUCAAUUACUGACAAACAUCGUCGCGAUCAGGAGGCCUGGUUUAAUGACAAGUCGGCAACCCUGACAAAAGAGAUAACCAUCCACACAGAGUCAAUCCAGACGUCCAAAACAGAGAUCAGUGACCUACGGCGCACACUGCAGGGCCUGGAGAUUGAGCUGCAGUCUCAGCUUAGUAUGAAAGCGGCUCUGGAGAACACACUGGGAGAGACAGAGGCUCGCUACAGCGCCAUGCUAGCCGGCUUCCAGAACCAAAUCAACAUGCUUGAAGGAGAGCUAGCCAGAGUUCGCGCCAGCAUCGAGCAACAGGGCCAGGAGUACAAGAUGCUGUUGGACAUCAAGUCAAGGCUGGAGCAGGAGAUUGCAACAUACAGGAGCCUGCUGGAAUCAGAAGAAUCCCGACCAAUUGCUACAGGGGGCUCAAAGACCACAGUCACAACCACCACUGUGCACACUUCCAAGUAGGACCUCCAGCUGGCAGGACAAGCUGUUCUUAGACACAUGCACACUCAUACACACAUACUCCCGCUAAUGAAAGCUAUUUUAUGAGAGGAAACUGUAAUGAAAAUGUUGAAAACCCCUGUGUAAAAGUUCACGAAACAAGUUUGCAAAUCAGAGGAAGAAAUUCUUGAUGUACUGCGUGCAUUUGUGUGUGUGAUGUCUCUGAAAAAUAAAUCUGUCAGUGAAUAUAA
Molecule: messenger RNA, 1565 nt
Organism: Archocentrus centrarchus (flier cichlid)
Lineage: Eukaryota; Metazoa; Chordata; Actinopteri; Cichliformes; Cichlidae
Product: keratin, type I cytoskeletal 13-like
Exons: 8
Coding region: 103-1338 (411 amino acids)
Cellular component (GO): cytoskeleton
Molecular function (GO): structural molecule activity
Source: RefSeq, a predicted model, not a curated record